GGCAAUGCAGUCAGCUGCACAUGAAGAGGACUUGGGCGGGAAAAGAAAAAGGAAAGUCAAAAAAAAGGAAACGAGCCUAGGGAGUGCUCCCCGGAGGUUUAUUUCGACAAUCUCAUUGGCGAGCGUUGCUGACUGCAUCCUCUAUUUCACCAUCCUACUGCAGAUUUCAUGCGGAUGUCCUUGGAGGGAAGCAUGUCGUGUAUGUACUGUGUGUUAUGUAUCAUGCAGGAAAGUGGUGCAGUUGCGUGCGGCGUUCAUCGCGCACACACGCUUUCCUUCAUUCAUCAAUCUAUAAUCUACUGCCGAUGGGACACAACUCUCACUCCAACAGCUCAAACUGGUGAGGUUGGAAUGUCAUGGAAGAGCCACUCUCCCUCCCAGGUAUGGACUGCAGCAGAGAGGCAUGGAUCCUCACUUCUCCACCUCCUCCUUCUCAACCACCACCACCACCACCACCAUCUGCUUCACUGCCAUGGUGGGUCGGUUUGCGUGUUCGUCGGUCUUUUCCCCGUGAAUACGUUUCCAAAAGGUGAAGAAUUUCUACCGAGCUCCUGUGGGAUGAGGCGUAGAUGUGACGAGAAGGGGGAGGCACGUACGGUUGCGUGUGUGUGCGUGUGCAUCUGAGUGAAGACAUUGCAUCCAUUCCUUCCCAUUUUCCAAUCGAGCAUUGUAAUUUGUAUCUCGAAAAAACCAAC
Molecule: messenger RNA, 695 nt
Organism: Dissoconium aciculare CBS 342.82
Lineage: Eukaryota; Fungi; Ascomycota; Dothideomycetes; Mycosphaerellales; Dissoconiaceae
Exons: 1
Coding region: 169-624 (151 amino acids)
Source: RefSeq, a predicted model, not a curated record